This is a messenger RNA of Dracunculus medinensis (Guinea worm), 1311 nucleotides long. Lineage: Eukaryota; Metazoa; Nematoda; Chromadorea; Rhabditida; Dracunculidae. The record is from the annotation of a GenBank genome assembly.
AUGGCCUUAUCAAAAAUUACGAGGGAAUUCGCAGUAACUGAAAUAUCUCCGGAUCAAUUAUAUUUCUGUACAGUAGAAUAUCGAACAAACUCAACAAAUUCCAUUUGGUAUUAUUACCCGGAUAAAGAUGUACAUUAUGAUGGUUUUUACAAGGAUUUCGGACCUUAUAAUCUUUCUGUUCUAUAUCGCUUUUGUAACAAAUUAAAUACUCAAUUAAAGAAAUCUAAUGGGAAACGAAAAAUUGUUAUUUGUUGUUCGAAAAUGGAUCAGGCAUUGGUAAACACAGCUUAUUUAGUUGGAUCGUAUGCUAUUAUUUACUUGGGCAUGUCUGCUGAUACGGCUUAUACACGAUUAAGCGGUGCAGUUUCGAAUGGUUUUAUCGGUUUUAUUGAUGCAGCAAUGGGUGCGCCAACUUAUAAGCUUCAUCUUCAUGACGUGCUACGUAGUGUGCAAAAGGCUUUGCAUUUCAAAUGGCUUUCAUUUGAAUCAUUUGAUCCUGAUGAAUAUGAAUUUUAUGAAAAAGUGGAAAAUGGUGAUCUCAAUUGGAUAAUUCCUGGAAAAAUCUUAAGUUUUUGCGGUCCGCAAAAUGAGGCCUAUUGCAUUGAUGGGUACCCAUAUCAUUCUCCAGAACAUUAUUUCGAUUAUUUCCGGAGAAAUGGCAUAACUACUAUUAUACGAUUAAAUAAACGCAUGUAUGAUGCUAGAAAAUUUAUAAAAGCUGGCUUCGAUCAUAUUGAUUUGUUUUUCGUGGAUGGUACAACUCCUUCUGAUGCAAUUGUAGAACGUUUCAUCAAUUCUGUAGAUGCUGCAAGUGGAGGUGUUGCAGUACAUUGCAAAGCUGGUCUUGGGCGCACUGGUACACUCAUUGCUUGUUGGUUAAUGAAGGAAUUUGAAUUGACAGCAGCAGAAAGUAUGGCUUGGAUUCGAAUUUGUCGACCUGGUUCCGUUUUAGGGCCGCAACAACAAUUUCUAAUUGAGAAACAACCAUGGUGUUGGGCAUUGAAAUCUAAAAGAAAAGAUACAAGCCCAUCUUCAAAUCUGGCUUCCAAAGUGAUCAUUUUAAAUACAUUUAAUUUGUUCAAAUUUUUUUUAGUUUUUAAUGGAUUAUUUACUAAUGCUCUGGAUGAAACGGGUCGAACCCAAGGGGAUCGUUUAUUAGCGCGAAAAGCGAUAGCACAACGACAUAUAUCAUUCGCUGUUUUCACUUCUCCAACAACUCCGAUCAAACCUAUGAAUGCUUCAGGUCGAACUAAAAAGAGCAGUUACCUUCGUCGAGGAUUACGUUGCAGUGUUCAGCCUCCUCCGGUUUGA